Messenger RNA from Seminavis robusta, 2990 nucleotides. The record is from the annotation of a GenBank genome assembly. Lineage: Eukaryota; Bacillariophyta; Bacillariophyceae; Naviculales; Naviculaceae.
CUUGUAAGCGUCUUGGUGUUCUUAUCAUGUGGGACUCGCCCGCGUGGUUGGUGUCAGCCAUCACUGAUGGAUCUUUCAUGAUGCUGCCACAAUUUCCGCCACAUUUUCAAAGAAAUUGCCGGAGGCAGGUUGUUUGCUUUCUUUCUCGAAUGGUUUGCAUUUAAUUUACUGUUCUGCUAUGGCUGUUCUGCUCAUUUGAUCAGCGCAUUUCAUCAGCGCAAAGCUCCUCCCACUGUUGUUCGUUUGACAUGACGACCGAAGAUAGAAUCGACUCGGAUUCGUAUUGGUAUGUUCCUCCUGCUGUGAACAAGGCACCUCCUGGAGCUCGGCAUGGAAGAUCUGGCGUGUACUAUGGAGGCUCUUGGCUGGAUAUCGAAGAUUGUGAUGGGGCGUUCAAUAUUACCGACGACAAGUGUUCUGGAUGCCCUUCCAAUACACCCCCAAAACCCUGUCCACGCAGUCGAAGUAGACCCAAAGAGGAAACCAGUGCAAUCGAAAACGACGAUACCUAUGAUGUCUUAAUUAUCGGUGCAGGUUGUAUUGGGGCUGCUAUUGCAAGAGAAAUAUCCAAGUAUUCCCUCAAAACCUUGUGGUUGGAAGCUGCCGACGACGUGAGUCAGGGAGCCACCAAGGGAAACUCUGGGAUUGUUCAUGCUGGGUACGAUGACACUCCUGGAGGCAACCAUGCCAAGUACUGCUGGCCUGGAAACCAAAUGUUUGCACAACUGGACCGAGAAUUGCGUUUUGGAUAUCAAAUCAACGGUUCCUUGGUGGUGGCCUUCAACGAUGAUGAUAUGGCGCAUUUGAAGGAGCUGAAGAAACGAGGAGAGACAAAUGGAGUCCAGAAUUUGAGGAUUGUAGACCAAACAGAACUGCGAAAGAUGGAACCCCAUAUCAAUGAGGAGGCUAUUGCUGCUUUGUAUUCUCCGGAUGCUGGAAAUGUGAUCCCCUAUGAAUUUGCCAUUGCCUUGGCUGAAAACGCCGUGGAUAAUGGUGUGGAACUUCGAAUUCGAAGAGAGGUCCAAUCGAUUGUUCAUGGGACGCCCGAGGAUGCCAAUGGCAGCGAAGAUGGCACUGUGUUUACUAUUACCGUGCGUCACUGGGAACCGCAAGACUUUGUCAAUUCUCUAGCGCCAGCGUUCACCAUUCCACCUCUUCGGUGGCCCGUUGUGGGUGCCUUCGCAUUGAUUGGAAUUUCUCUGCUGGUCUGGUUAACCACCGUUUCGGAUCACGAGCCUGGUUCUUCGCUGUCUCUAAUGAUCGCAGGGGCCUCUGCAGUGUGUGGAAUUAUCGCCGCCGUCGGGUCCUACCAGUUGUCGGGUGAAGAGACACAGAGCACUGCGAAUAAAAUCAAUCUACCCAACAACUCUGCCCGAAAAAACGUCCCGUUUGUGCAAAUGGUCGAAGAAGCUGGAGCUCCACUUGGCACGGGAAAAGACGGCAAGGUCGAGACCGCGGAUAUGCUCGUAGGUGGAUCGGGAUCCAGCAGAAUCCAACAGGGUGUCACGGUAGACAUGGAAACUGUACGGGCCAAGUACAUUGUCAACUGUGCGGGAGGUGCCUCGGAUCAGAUUGCCGGCAUGAUCGGCGACAACUCAUUCAAAAUCAAACCCAGGCUGGGAGACUACCUUCUCCUGCACCGCAAUCAGGGUCGCCUUGCAAAGCAUACACUGUUUCCUUGCCCCGAUCCAAUCCUCGGGAAGGGAGUCUUGGUCCAGACCACACUCUGGGGCAACCUGAUCCUAGGUCCGACGGCCAGGGACAUUUACAAGCCAGAAGCCCUCAACAUGACCGAUCGCGAGGUACAAGAAUACAUUCUUUCCAAAUGCAAACGCCUGGUACCAGGCUUCGACCCCAAAGAAACCAUUCACGCUUUCUGUGGCGCUCGUGCCAAGAGCGAUCGGGGAGAUUGGAUCAUAGAGACCAGUGCCAAGAACCCAAACAUGGUACACGUGGCUGGCAUUGACAGUCCAGGUCUAGCCGGGUCACCAGCAAUUGCAUUGGAGGUCAUCCGUCUGUUGAAAGAACAAGCAGCUUCUACUGGCAAAGAGUUCAAACCCAAUCUCACCUUCAAUCCACAUCGUGCCCCAAUCAUCAAGCCCAAAGAGGGAAUGAAAGGACUCAAGAUGGGGCCAGUUGGUAAGAACGAUUCAGGCAAUGGUACUGACGAAGAAAAAAUGGCAGCCAACGUGGUGUGUAAGUGCGAACGUGUGACCGAGUUGGAAGUUGUGCGGGCCAUGCGCCGUUCCUUGCCCAUCGACUCGUCCCAAGCCAUUCGAAAGCGCACCCGUGCGGGAAUGGGCCACUGCCAGGGGGACAAGGACAAUUACAACUGCGAAGGUCGAGUUCGAGCAAUCAUUGCACGUGAACUUGGAAACGUUCCUCUGGUCCAGGUGGGUGGUCGUCCCUGGCCUGCAACUUCAACAUUGACUCAACGUUGGAUCGAUGACACUGAGAAGAGAGAGCUGGAAGCCAGAAAGCAAGCAGCAUGACACGGGCAGCAGUGCUGCAUGUUGUACUAUCUAGUCCAGUCACUUUUCUAGAAUCGUGUAAAGUUUGCAACUCGCUCCUUUGCAGAAUCCUUUCCCUCGCUCAGGACACUACCAGUAGUCUGCAAUGGAACACAAGACCAUAUGACGCAGAAUGAAGUGUAGAUUGUCAUCCCCAUCAUGGCAAGUUAAAGGUCUUGCCGCAGUUGCUAGCACACUUCAUUGCGGUAGGCAUAGUCGAAUGGGGAAGCAUAGCAGGCAUGAUGCACCCCCAGACAAGCACAUGGAUUCGGCAGAACCACUCAGGUUUCGAGAAGACUCAUACAUUUGCAAUGCUAGAUUGCCGAAUCUGACUGUCACUCCACCUUCUAGCUAGUCACCAAAUGCAUUAUGGACCGUUCGUUGCACCAUCCUCAUGGCUGGUGAUCAAUGCUCCAGUUAGCGGUUGCGAGCGAUGAUAUGAUGCAGGACCGGGUGAUUAAACUGGAUGACGAUGACGAC